This is a messenger RNA of Sceloporus undulatus (fence lizard), 2306 nucleotides long. RefSeq names its product family with sequence similarity 187 member B (gene FAM187B). The record is from RefSeq and is a predicted model, not a curated record. NCBI's taxonomy places the organism in Eukaryota, Metazoa, Chordata, Lepidosauria, Squamata, Phrynosomatidae. Bases 999 to 2192 code for a protein of 397 amino acids. The transcript has 2 exons.
AAUAAAACAAUAAUAAUAAAUUCAAAAUAAUUAAAAUUAAAGAUAGUAAUAAUUGUUAGCUGCUCUGAGAGACUAAACGGCUACUAAUCCCAUAUGCACUUAACUGGGAAGAAGCCUCAUUGUGUGUGUCUUUGUAUACACCAUUUUGUACUCCACCCUUUUUUCAAACAUUAACAAAAUGGAUUAUCUUAGACUGUAAACUUCAGAGAAACCCAAAAGACUUCCGGAUGAGACAUUGCACUCAACUGACGAUAAUGCAAGUAUAAAUAACAUUUUUGUUAAAGCAAUUCCUUGACAUCAUCAUCAUCAUCACCAAACUAGUACAUAAAGCACAGUAUCACUCUGUUAUUGUUUCCUAACUCGUUUUUAUGGAUACCAUGAACUGCCGCAAAAGGACAACUAAACAGAUCCAAGAACUAUGCGCUUGAUCUUAGCCAAAAGGCUGAGAAGUGAAGAUCAGAGAACAAAUCAAAGCUGAACUCUCACUAGAAGCUGCAAUGACUAAACUGAGGCUGUUGUACUUUUGAUGUAUGACACAAAAUGACUCAGUGGAAAAGGCAACGCUUAGUAAAACUGAAGGCAGUAUUAGGAAAAGAGCAAGGCCACAAUAUUACAAAUGGAUUGACUCAAUAAAGGGAGACCUGAGUGUGGAAGAACAGGACCUUUUGCAGGUCACUAGUAGUUGACACAGUAAAUAGUAGACCGUUUAUUAAGAUUGUUCUUUAUAACAUUAAAUAAAAAUGAACAUGGGAGAGAUUAACGGUGCAUAGAACCCCAAGGAGGGCAACAUAGGCCUGUAUUAAUAUUACCCCACAAUCGUCUUUAGAUAGGAUUGGCCUUAAACCAAUCAAUCCAAAGGUACCCCAGCAUCAUUACUAAGAAUUUUUGCUGACCAUUAUGGCCUCAUUCUUUUGCUCAUUUCAGUUAUGAGGUCACAUUAGGCCUUCUAGAAUUUACCUUUCCCAUCGUCCAUUGAGUUGGUCAAUGUCCAGCUAACCAUGUCCUCUUUUCAUGUUUUCAUAUACAUGAAGGACUUUGUGGCUCUUUUUCUGGGUCUGUCUUUGGCUGUCGCAGAAGGUAAAUUGUUUGAGGGCCACUCCAUAGGAUUGCCCUGCCUUCCAGGAAACCCUUGCACUCUGGCCUUUAUUUCCGACAACCCAGUGAUCCUGCGCUGUCCUUAUGAGUACUUCGGUGCCCAUAUCUCUUGGCAAUAUCACGACCCAAAGUGGGCAGACAAACAGCCUGUCACCUUUUUGCACGCAGGAAGAGCCUCCUUGCCCUUGCUUGGCCAUGCCAAGUUGCGGAAGUUACGGUUGAAAUCGCGUCUGGUCGUCGGCAACUUGUAUAUCCCAAGCCCCAGCGUAGAGGACUCCGGAUUGUACACCUGCCGCGCAGGCGAUGCCACCCUUGCUUAUUAUCUUGUGGAUUUCCAGGACGCUGGGCACAUCCAUGUCUCACAUGCCAGCCUUGGAGAGGCCACUCUGGUCAAUGCCACAGUGCAGCUAGGAAAAGGAAUACAGGCCAAGCUGUUCACUUCGUGGAGCCCUUGGCAGGCUUGCGAUCGCUGCGGUCACUCCGGGGAAAGGAAGCGCGUGGGCUUUUGUUAUGUCCAGCUGACAUGCAAAGGUGAACAGAAAGACCCACUGCCAUGUGGGAUGGUCAUGAGGUAUUGCCCACACUUGCCGCAACGGGGGCCAGAACUGAGAGUGGAAACCUGCCAUGUUCCUUGUGACACAUCAUACUCGCUUGCCACAGAUGAAUCCAACGUUGCGCCACUUCUGGUUUUGACCACCUACCAUCCCCAACUCGACACCACUGCCUACCUGCGAUGCCCAACAUCUUCCAUCUACAGCCCUGUCUACUGGCAAGAAGGCCCCACAUCACUGACCCGCCUUGAACUUCUCCAGAAGAACAGCUCCCAGAGCCUGGACAAAGCCACAGGUGGUGGGAUCCUACGCCUCUCCUUCCAGAAUGACUCCCACAAUGCUACCUACCAGUGCUAUGUCAAUGGGAACCUAGUAGGCAAGUUUUUGGUUGCCUCCCCAAGUUCCGUGCCACUUCCCAAAGAGGUGGCCCCCACAUACUCCAUCAUUGAAGCACUGAUAGUAGGACUUGCGACGUUUCUGGUCACCCUGAUGUUCCUCAGUAUCAUCCAGUCCUGCAGGAAGAAACCGGUAACCACUAUGGUCUAAGAGAUGCUUUGUGGAUCCUCCAAGAAACAGGACAUAGUUUGCUGUCUAAUAAAAAUAUUAACUGUUAGUACAUUCUAUGUCAGCCUGGGCCUUGCAGCUAUAUGAAUAAAGGGA